GUGCGCUGACGCGGUGACCGUUACCAACAGGACAGUUCUCCGGUGGGGGCGGGGCAAGGGAAGCGUCCUGAGUCACCAUGGAAACGGGGUCCAGAAGCAGUCCUAGCUGCGGGAAGGAAUCCCACGAAAUCUGCUCCCCUGGAUUACUGGUGUUCACCGGCUGUUCAGAGCAGGAUGCCAACUUGGCUAAGCAGUUUUGGCUCGGGGCGUCCAUGUAUCCCCCUACCGAAUCUCAGCUGGUGCUGACCAGAGACAGCCAUCAGAGGCUACCGGUGGCGAGGCAGUCUAAAGCCCAUGUGAGGGAGAAAAGUCCUGCCCGGCCCUUCCCCUUUCAUCGUAACAAGGAGAUGAAUUUCUUUGCUAAAGCCCAAAGGAUUCAAGAAUCUGAAGAGAAAGCAAAGUAUCUACAAAAGGCAAAAAAGAGAGAUGAGAUUCUCCAACUCUUACAAAAACAAAGAGAGGAGAGAAUCGCGAAAGAACUGAUUUCAUUACCUUAUAAACCCAAGGCUAAAGUAUCUGAAGUAAAGGAAGUCUCAUCAGAGUCAGACAAACAGGACCAAGAAGAAGUCAAAGCCUUGGAAUGAUUUGAUUGACAUAUGGUAGCAGAUGACUGACAUGUAUUCACCUGUGAAGUAAAUUAUGCUUACAUCGAGAUCACUAGGUAAAAGAUGUGCAUAUUUCCAGAAAUUUGACAAUUACUGAACAUCCAUGCUAAAAUAGACUAAAAUAAAAGUUAAGA
Molecule: messenger RNA, 739 nt
Organism: Onychomys torridus (southern grasshopper mouse)
Lineage: Eukaryota; Metazoa; Chordata; Mammalia; Rodentia; Cricetidae
Gene: Hoatz
Product: HOATZ cilia and flagella associated protein
Exons: 6
Coding region: 78-584 (168 amino acids)
Biological process (GO): cilium assembly
Source: RefSeq, a predicted model, not a curated record